Aspergillus heteromorphus CBS 117.55 is the source of this 480-nucleotide messenger RNA. RefSeq lists its product as uncharacterized. The record is from RefSeq and is a predicted model, not a curated record. NCBI's taxonomy places the organism in Eukaryota, Fungi, Ascomycota, Eurotiomycetes, Eurotiales, Aspergillaceae. The coding region runs from base 100 to 366 and encodes 88 amino acids. The transcript has 2 exons.
UUCAGAUGGUAUGUGCCGCUCUGCAUGGUGUAACCAGCAUCAUCCCAGAUAGGUACUCUGGAUGAAUAUCCGAAGCAUCACAUUGGAUUUCCGGACUCCAUGAACUCCGGACAGUGCCGUAGGGCUGACCUGCUCGUUGGGUUGAUCCAAGGUUUGAUGGCAUGGUCAGCCAUUCCACAGUUCCAGAACCGCCGAUGGAUGGUCAGUUGCACAAAAAACCAGCCAUCAUCAUUCAACAAUAUUGUUCAUCUGUAUUCCAUCAGUAGGUACUCUGCAUGCCUGGGUAGCUCAGGUGUGAAGCCAGAUGGUCUGACAUCACCUCGACAUAUCGCGAUCACUAAUCCUUCUGGACAAACAGAGAGAUGAUACCAAGCAUCGCUUCAUUCUGGUUUCUCGGGAUUUUGAGACAGUCUGGGACUAGUCGUCGACCGGAUCGUUCCCACCGAGACGCCACUGACCAUUAGACUACUUAGUAUCUAC